Messenger RNA from Lonchura striata (white-rumped munia), 1227 nucleotides. NCBI's taxonomy places the organism in Eukaryota, Metazoa, Chordata, Aves, Passeriformes, Estrildidae. The record is from RefSeq and is a predicted model, not a curated record.
AAAAGUAAUAAUGCAAUGACCCAAAAACUAAAAGAAAUGCAGGAAUUCUUUGGACUGGAGGUGACAGGAAAAUUGGAUUCUGGCACUUUGGAUUUGGUACAGAAACACCGCUGCGGAGUCCCUGAUGUAGCUGGGUUCUCCACCUUUGCAGGAGAGCCAAAAUGGACAAAACAUGUCCUGACAUACAGGAUAGUAAACUACACACCAGACCUGCGUCCAGCAGAUGUCAACGCAGCGAUCGAGAAAGCGUUACGUGUCUGGAGCAGAGUGACCCCGCUAAGAUUCAUCAAGAAGGACAGAGGAGAUGCAGACAUAAUGAUCUCCUUUGCAGCCAGAGGUCACAAUGACUUCAUCCCCUUUGAUGGCCCAGGAGGCUCCCUGGCCCAUGCCUAUGCACCUGGCAAGGACUUUGGUGGAGAUGCUCACUUUGAUGAGGAUGAAACAUGGACCAAAAGCACAGAAGGCACGAACCUAUUUUAUGUUGCUGCGCAUGAGUUUGGUCAUUCACUGGGACUUUCCCAUUCCAAAGACCCCAAUGCUCUGAUGUAUCCAGUUUACAGGAAAUUUGACCCAUCAGUACUCCUUCUUAAUCAGGAUGAUAUUACUGGCAUACAGUACCUCUAUGACCCAGCUGAGUCAAAAGAUCCUGCAUUGCCAAAUAGCUGCAGCUCUAAUUUGACGUUUGAUGCUGUCACCAGUUUCCGUGGAGAAAUAAUGUUCUUUAAAGACAAGCAUAUUUGGCGCAAACAUCCAGCAGUCAGAACAGCUGAUUUUGAGUUGAUAUCUUCAUUCUGGCCACGGCUGCCACCUGGUGUUGAUGCUGCAUAUGAAAUUGCUGAAAAAGAUGAAAUGGUCAUUUUUAAAGGGAAUGAAUUCUGGGUUGUGAGAGGAGAUACCAUACUUCCUGGAUACCCCCAAAACCUCUACAACCUGGGCUUUUCAAAGGAUGUUUCCAAAAUUGAUGCUGCUUUUCAUAAUGGAAUUGAGGGGACAACAUAUUACUUCAUAGCAGACAAAUUUUGGAGUUAUGAUGAAAGAAGUCAGUUUAUGGAUAGGAAGUCAUUACUGAUAAGAGAUGCCUUUCCAGGAAUCAAUGGGAAGAUCGAUGCUGUUUUUCAACAAGAAAACUUCCUUUAUUUCUUCAGUGGAAGAAAGCAAUUUGAGUUUGACCUUAAUAAGAAGAGAGUUACACGCUUCCUGAAGACAAACUUCUGGUUUCCAUGCUAA